Messenger RNA from Lachancea sp. 'fantastica', 1212 nucleotides. Lineage: Eukaryota; Fungi; Ascomycota; Saccharomycetes; Saccharomycetales; Saccharomycetaceae. The record is from the annotation of a GenBank genome assembly.
AUGAGUACAGAACCAGAAGUUAAGAGCACAACGCCCGAAAAGGGCGCAGAAAACGAGUCUGGAGAUGAAUACCUUUCGCAGGACGAGGAAGUGUUUGAUGGAAAUGACAUUGAAGACAAUGAAACGCGAGUGUAUGAGGAGUCUCUGGAUCUAGACAUCACUAACAGUGGGCGCCAGGUCUGGCUGGUUCGUCUCCCGAAGUUUCUGGCAGAAAAGUGGCGUCAUAAGUCGAAUUUGAACGGCCAAGAGUUGGGUAAAAUACGCAUCAAUAAAGAUAGCCAAACGAUUCAAAUGUUUUUGAAGCAGACCGAGGAAAACCAAGAAAUCCCGCACCAGUACGAUUUGGAGCUAACCAAGAAGUUGGUAGAAAACGAAUAUGUGUUCACAGAGCAGAAUUUAAAGAAAUAUCAACAGCGUGAGCGUGAGCUGGCAGCAGACCCUGAAAAACAGAAACAGGCCUUCAUGCGGAGGCAGGAGCGUGAGGAAGAGAUGCGGAAGAAACAGCAACAGCUCAAGAGGCGUAACAACAAGCGGCGAUUCCAAAAUCGUGUAAUGACAGACCGUGACGGACGUGACAGGUACAUCCCGUAUGUCAAAACCAUUCCCAAGAAAACGGCAAUUGCUGGUACUGUAUGUCACGAAUGCCAUGUCAUUCCGUCGAUGGCUGACCCGCACUAUCACAAGAUUGUUGAGCAACGUCGAGACAUUGUGCGUAACGUGCACAAACCAACUGUCACAGUCCUAGACCAAACGCCUGGUGUUACCAUGAGCCACGCCGGUAUGUCGAUGCGUUCAGACAACUCCAAGUUCUUGAAGGUCGGGCGUGAAAAGGCCAAGAACAACGCGCGCGCCAUCCGCAUGCCCAAGAAGGAACUAUUGGAUUUCUUGUUCAAGCUGUUUGAUGAAUACGAUUACUGGUCGCUUAAGGGGCUCAAGGAACGUACCAAACAGCCUGAGGUGUACUUGAAAGAGUGUUUGGACCAGGUGGCCAUCUUAGUCAAGAAGGGUCCUUACGCGCUCAAAUAUACGCUCAAAAACGAGUAUAAGCGACUUAAAGAGGCUGAGAGGGCCGCUCGUUUGGGUGAACUGGCCAAAGACGAUGAAAAUGGCAGCAAUGACGAAGAAAAUGGAGACGGUAGUAACAAUAACGAUGAUGACGACAACGGAGACCCAGAUGGCGAGGAUGAGAUUGAGAUGGAGGACAUCUUGUGA